Asterias rubens (European starfish) is the source of this 433-nucleotide messenger RNA. RefSeq names its product zinc finger CCHC domain-containing protein 8-like. The coding region runs from base 29 to 433 and encodes 134 amino acids. Lineage: Eukaryota; Metazoa; Echinodermata; Asteroidea; Forcipulatida; Asteriidae. The record is from RefSeq and is a predicted model, not a curated record. The transcript has 5 exons.
CUGCCGCGUCGAUUUAAUUUUUAACAACAUGGCGGAGCAAGAAAUGGAGACUGACAUGUUCGGCAAUGCAUCUCUAUUUGAUGAAUUUUUCGAAGAACCGGUGUCGAAACAAGAAGUUGAACAAAGCGAAGGGCAGGAGGAUGAAACAUCCUGUCAGAUGAAAGAGAAAAUUGAGGAACUUCAACGAGAAAAUGAAGAGCUAAGACGACAAGUUCGCAUGCUCAUCCAACCAGGGUGUCUUGAGAGUUGUACAACUGAGAGUGCUGGUCCAGUAGCACAGGUUCUUUACUUCGAUCAUGAUGCUGUCUGUAUACAUCGACAAAAAGUUGAAGAUUUCUUUGAGGAGCUGUCAUCUUUGAAAGAUGAAGAUUUGGAGAUCUCGGAGCAAGCAAGGCCCAAACCUCAGAAGAUGCUGACAGCUGCGUGUGUUUGA